UAACUAUUAGUAAUAUAAUUAUUCACCUAAAUGAACUUCCCAGAUUGAAAAUAUAAAUGUAAGAAUGCAACAGACAUUCUUUAGUGUCGGCUCGAAAUUAUAAAGGGUGGCUGGUGCCAUGGCAGGGGUAUUAGAUACGGACACCCUAAGUACAGCUCAAAGAUGGAGAAAACUCAGACAAAAUUACAAAAAGUGUGCCAAGCAGUUGAUGGCGGAUGUAGUAGGAAAACUGAUCAACUAUGAGCCUUGGUCAGAUGAAAAGAAUAAUAAUAUCGACUUUGUGCUUGUCUACAAACCCGUGGAGAAGAAAAGAAACUCCCAGUGGACAGCAGCUAAAGUGGAUCGUGAUCCCAGACUAAUAGAUAAGGAGGACUAUGAGAGGUCGAAACAAGGAGACGAACAAGCCGACAUGAGAAUUGAGUACAUAAAGCUUCUCCGGGAAAAUGGCCUUGAAAUAGAAAUUGAGAAUUUUUGUUCCAAGUUUGAGGAGUAUAGAGCGAUCAAAAUAUGUGGAACCAAUUUUACUAUGGACUUUUGGGCAGAAAAGUUCCUGCUCAUGAAACCAGUCGAGCCACCCUUAGGAUCUGUUCUGCUCCUGAAACACGAGAUGACGGUGGACAAGAUGAUAGCCAUGUACAAUGAGAGUCUCUACAAACUACCACCACCACCAGAACAUGAUGAUAUAGAGGGUUCUAAUAGGACAUUAUUCCUUCCAUCUAGGUAUGUUACUCCGACCUUGAAAUCAGUAAAGGAUUUUAUACACAAGUUCAAGCCAGAAUCUCAUGAUGCGGAGGAGAACUUUGAAUCAAAAUUAAAAGCGCAGUUGGAGAACGUCAAGAAAGAAGCCUUCUACAAAAAGUCAGAUGCGUUCAUACAGCUUAUCUCUCAAAACGAAUGGCACAGCAAGCUAUGGAUUACCAAAAUAGAGAACUUCAUCUUUGAUGCCUUAUAUGGGCACGAUCCCAGGCUUAAGUUAACUAAAGACAAUCCACUGACCAGAGCCAUUCGAGCGCCGUUCAAGGUAUCCAAAGGAAAACAGUUUCUCGGUCACGACGAUCCUACUAAAUUUUACACCGCUUCAGAGCGAGCGUUAAUGGUAUUCAGGAUUCUCGAAAACCCAGAGACAGAUGACGAAAAACAAAAGAAAUGUCGAAAGUUAACUGAAAGCCCAGAAUUAGAUGACAAUAAAGCAGAAAAAGAUUAUAAGCUGAGCGAUAUGUACCAAAAGGGGUGUUUUGAAACAGCAUAUCCGCUACAUACUGGAGGGUAUAAGAUUAGAUGUGAUGUCUCUGAAAAAAAACAAAAGUGGAGUGAGAUCAACAUCGAAAAACAGAUAGACAUGAAUCCCAGACAGUUACUGCGGUACUUUUGGAGCUCGUCCAAGAUGAAUUUGAAGUACCAACCCCUCAACAUCGUGAGAAACUACUUUGGUUCUGGUACUGCCAUGUAUUUCGCUUAUAUCGGAUUCUACAACAUGUCCCUGGUGAUACCUGCUAUAGCAGGAACUGCUGUUUUCAUAUACGGUCUGCUGCAGAUGACUUGGACUGACACAGCACGGCAUAUUUGUGAAAGCGAGGAAAAAUAUUUGAUGUGUGCGGACUGCUAUAUAGAUGGAACCUGCAACGCUACUUAUUUGUCAGACUAUUGCUUCACUACCAGUAUAACGAGCGUGGCUAACAACGGUGCAGUUAUAGUUUUUUCUAUAAUCAUGAUGAUCUGGUUAGCGAUGUUCUUGACGUUUUGGAAGCGGCAGCAGAGUAGUAUAGCGCAUAGUUGGGGUACAACUAAUAGUGGAAGCGCUUCGGCAGAAGUGAGGGUGAAGUACAAACUGACCGAUACAAACGUGUUGCGAUACAACCAAAUUACGAAGAAAAGAGAGCAGCACAUAACCUUUCUCCAUAGACUUCCCAAAUACAUCCAAGCCUUCACUUUCGUCGCUAUAUUUCUGGCAAUAGCUACACUGACGACCCUCACAAUAACUGUCUACAACUACUCGCUGAGCGUUUCGAUACAAAGGGCCAAGGAUUACAACCCUUUUACCAGAAAAUAUGCUAAUGAGAUUGCUAUUUGUGUGACAGGAAGUCUCAGCGCUACGCUUAUCAUCUGCCUAUCAUACGUGUACAGGAUAAUAGCGAACAAGUUAACGGACAGGGAGAACCACAGAACACAGCGUGAUCACGACAAUCAUCUUUCUUUUAAAAUUUACCUGUUUGAGUUUGUCAACUACUACAGCACUCUGUUCUAUAUUGCCUUCAUCAAGGGAAAUGUAACGUCGCCAGCAGACCCGAGGUAUUUAUAUGGCAAUUCAAUGAAGAUAGAGGGCUGCGCUCCUGGGGGCUGUAUGAGCGAGGUAUCAAUACAGAUGAUAAUGAUCAUGUCAGUGCAACGAAUUGUUCCGAUACUGAAGGAUAUAAUCAGAACCCUGAAUAUAAACAGGAUUAAGGAGGAAAUGAAGUUUAAGUUACUUUCUCCUUUUGUUGACUGCUGUAAAUUCACUCAAAGGUGGAAAGACAUGGCCGAACAAAUUCUUAAAGACUUGAACAAAAACAGAUCUCAAUAUGUUCAAGAUUUCGAACUUGCUGAACCUACAGAGAUGUACCAGGAGUAUAUCAAUAACAUCAUUCAGCUUGGUUUCCUAACUAUGUUCGUUACUGCUUUCCCGCUAGCUCCCCUCAUUUGUCUCUUUAUUAACAUAUGGCAGCGACACAAGGACGCUACGAGAUAUGUCAAGAGAGUUCGUAGACCCAUCGGAUUUAAAACUGAGGGUAUAGGAGCGUGGAUGAACAUUCUAGAAGUUCUGUCCCGAAUAGCCAUCCUUGUGAACGCUAUUUUGAUAGCAUUUACUUUUGAUUGGUUACCAUUAAUGAUAUAUAAGCGUAACUACGAGACCGAAGGGAGCAGCUACGUGGAUUUCAUGUUGGCUAGCCAUGACUUCGUCCGUGAAGAAUCUGAUGGAUCUCAAACAAAUCAAACGUGCAGAUAUUGGUCCUACAUCCAACCGGCCAGGGCAGAUCAGUCCAGGUUUUGGUUGGAGCUAGUGUUAGCGAGAAUGCUCUUCAUAUUCCUGUUCCAAAUCAUUGUGUGGGGCGCAGUGAAGAUUAUUGAACUACUUUGUGGUAGUACUCCUAAAUUUGUGAAGGAAAGAAUGGUGCUAGAAGAAGAGAUUGCACAAGAGUGGCUUGACAUUGACUCUAAAGAGGACAUUGCGGAGGAGAUACCAAUUUCUCAGAGUCCGACUUGCUCAUCUAAUUCUAAACGGUACUCACCGACGGACGAAGUAAAAGAAGAAGAAUCCAAAGUCCCUUUACUUCAGGAGAACACAAAGCCUUAAAUCUAGUAGAUCUAGUAUCUACUUUUACUCGAAUGCUUUAUAUUCCAUUUUUAAUCUAAAUUGUUUUAACCGUGUAUGGCAGAUUACCUAGUCAAUUAAUUAUAUAAUUAUUAUAUAUAU
Molecule: messenger RNA, 3451 nt
Organism: Bolinopsis microptera
Lineage: Eukaryota; Metazoa; Ctenophora; Tentaculata; Lobata; Bolinopsidae
Product: anoctamin-7-like
Exons: 23
Coding region: 119-3331 (1070 amino acids)
Biological process (GO): chloride transmembrane transport
Cellular component (GO): plasma membrane
Molecular function (GO): protein dimerization activity; chloride channel activity
Source: RefSeq, a predicted model, not a curated record